Bactrocera oleae (olive fruit fly) is the source of this 2158-nucleotide messenger RNA. Its product is annotated as probable cytochrome P450 12e1, mitochondrial. Gene Ontology annotation, molecular function: monooxygenase activity; oxidoreductase activity, acting on paired donors, with incorporation or reduction of molecular oxygen; iron ion binding. NCBI's taxonomy places the organism in Eukaryota, Metazoa, Arthropoda, Insecta, Diptera, Tephritidae. The record is from RefSeq and is a predicted model, not a curated record.
UCAUUUUUGGAAUUCUAUGUGUGCACAGACUGUUCGUGAGCAAUUGUCAACAGUUCAUUCAUUGCGACAAAGUUUGUGGAGCGGUGAACACGUUCUAUUCGAUUGCUUUCUAAACUUCUAAUUUUCGCACUUUUGUUACAUUGACAAAGUAAAUUAAUAAAUAUUUAACGGCGAUCAUGUUAUCGAGGCAUUUAAAGCAAAUUGAUCACAUCGGUUGGCGUAAUUUGCGCGUUUCAAGGGUGCGAACUUUUGCAGUGCAAGCAGAGUCUAGGCAAAACAGUGCAAGUGAUGCGGACUUAGAGAACGCUCGGCCGUACUCAGAAGUGCCUGGGCCAAGUAAACUCGAGCUAAUACGUUUAUUCAUGCCUGGCGGUUUAUUUUCCAAAAAACCAUUUUUUGAUGCCUUUCGUGAAAUGGGAAAGACAUAUGGAGGGCUUUUUCGCUUUCCCGGCAUAUUUGACAAACCCGAAAUUAUAAUCGAUUUAAACCCCACGGAUUAUUCGAUUAUUUUUCGUAAUGAAGGAGCAUUGCCUAAUCGACGCGUUUUCGAUACGUUCGUCUAUCAUCGUGAAAAACAUCGGCCGGAAUUCUUUCAGGGCGUCGACGGUAUUAUAUCCACCUCUGGCGAGAAAUGGGCGAAAAUGCGUACGGCUGUGAAUCCAAUAUUGAUGCAACCGAAAAAUGCCAAACUGUACUUGAAUACGCUAUUGGAUAUUAAUAGCGAGUUCUUAGAAAGAAUACGGCACAUACGCGAUCCCAGUACAUUGGAAGUACCCGAUGAAUUCGUUGACGAGAUCAAUCGGCUUUCUUUUGAGGGUAUCGCAGGCAUUGCGCUGAAUACACGUCUCGGUUUAAUACAAAAAAAUCGUGAUACGGUCGAGGGAAAAGAGAUCAUGAAGAGCGUACGCAAUUUCUUUUUACUCUUCGAAGAGUUAGAGGUUAAACCUUCCAUAUGGAAGUAUGUAAAAACACCGAAAUUCUAUAAAAUGAUGAAGACCCUGGACUCCAUGACGGACAUCUGCAAUAAGUACAUUAACGAAGCGCUAAUGCGUAUUGAACACGACAGCGAUGGCAACCUCACAUCGGAGCUGGGCAAGGAGAAGAGUGUACUGGAGAAAUUAGUGCGCGUUGAUAAGAAAUUCGCCGUGGUAAUGGCGCUAGAUAUGAUGAUAGCUGGUAUUGAUACAACCAGCUCCACUUUGGCCGGAAUAUUGUUAUGCAUUGCCAAGAAUCCUGAUAAGCAACAAAAGCUAUUUGAAGAAAUUCAGACAAUAUUGCCGAAAAAGGAAUCGGAACUUACAACUGAAAAUAUGCAAAAUUUGCCUUACCUGCGCGCCUGCAUCAAAGAGGGCAUACGCUGCUAUCCCAUCUUCCCGGGUACGAUGCGUCGAUUGCCCAACGAUAUAGUGCUGAGCGGUUAUCGCAUACCUGCCGGUACCGACAUCUGCAUCGGCGCCAAUAUGGUAAUGCAUGAUGAACGCUAUAUGCCGCAGCCGGAUAAAUUCAUACCGGAGCGUUGGCUGCGUAACGAUAAAUCCGCACAAGCUUUGGAGGGGCAAAUUACUAAUCCAUUUUUGUAUGUACCCUUUGGCUUUGGUCCACGUAGUUGUAUGGGUAAGCGUAUUGUCAAUUUGGAGCUGGAAAUCACUUUGACGUAUUUGGUGCGAAAUUUCCAAAUUGAAUUUAACUAUCCGGCCGAGAAUGCGUUCGCUAUGAAGUUUAUGAGCGUACCGCAAAUACCGCUCAAGUUCAAAUUCAUCGAGAGAGAAGCAUAGUGUUGGAUAUGAGAAUGAGAGAGAAAUAGGUAUAGUCAAUACAUAAGUUUUAAUAACAUAUUAAGCCCUGAACAUAAUAAAAUUAUUUUUCAAAUACUCAUAAAAAAUAUAUUUCCUACAAAAUAAUUAAAACAGUUAUAUAUAGUAUAAAUAUAUUUUUGUAUUCAUCAAAAUAUUAUAUAAUAAUACAUAUACAAAUGUAAAAUCUGUAAAAAUAGGCUUUCAAAAUUUAGACACCUAACAAAAAGGUCCCGAAUAUAUUAAAGUAAAUUGUGACAAUACAUAUAUGUACUAAUUUUUAAUAUUCCAGUGUUAUACCUUUGUAUACCCUGAAAAAAAUACAAAAUAUAAUAAAAAUGAACAACUUUAUGCUAUAAGUAGUA